This is a messenger RNA of Schistocerca gregaria, 2748 nucleotides long. Its product is annotated as F-box/LRR-repeat protein 7-like. The record is from RefSeq and is a predicted model, not a curated record. The transcript has 3 exons. Gene Ontology annotation, molecular function: protein binding. NCBI's taxonomy places the organism in Eukaryota, Metazoa, Arthropoda, Insecta, Orthoptera, Acrididae. The coding region runs from base 462 to 1604 and encodes 380 amino acids.
GCUGAAAACAUCAAAGCGGUAUGCGUCUGUAGAGUGUUGUCACUAAGCUAAAAUAAAGAAAGCAGUGCAGCUGCAAAUCGUUCUGCUCAUUGGGCAGUUUGUCUGGAUGAUUCAAGUGACGUGCGAAACCUUCAAGUUGCUCCGUUAGAUUAAGGAAACGAUUCUUUGGAGAUUUGUGCUUUACUUGCACGUGAUGUUAUAAAUUUUGUACUGCCGUAGCUAAACAGAUAUUUUUUGUGAUUUUUUUUCCCUAUUUUAACUGUCACAUACAUCCGUUUCUCGUGCGGAUGGUUUUGUUCCUCGGAAAUAGUUGCAUUUUACAUUUGACUGCCUCCCAUAUUUUGGUUGUCAAUGGCUAAAGCAAGGUGCACCUGGCGCUUGUUCGAAGAUGUCAGAUUCGUGCUGUUUUUCGAGUUCCGCCAAGGACAGUUUUGAAAAUAUGUUAAUCAUGGCACUAAGAAAUGGCUGGUAUCGACGACCUACCAGACGAGAUGCUGCUCUCCAUCUUCUCCUUCCUGCCGGCUUCGGAUUUGGUCCAGUGCGCUGCAGUGUCCGAGCACUUCCUCAGAAUCGUGUCUGGGUACACCCACCUGUGGAAAGGGAAGACCUACAUCACCCUCACGAGUCCGGUGGACCUCCACAGGGAGCACGUAGCCCUGCGCGCUCUGCCACUGCUGCGGGAAGUCUCCGUCGAAGUGGAGAACCGAUUUGCGGUGUGCGUCGUGUACCCGCGCCUGGUUCUGUCAAUAGCAGACCUAGGAGCCCUGGAGCGCUGUCCCAGACUGAGGUGCGUGAGUCUGUCGACCAGACUCAGCAUCGCGGAGCACAUCAUGUCGUCCAGAUCGACUAUCGACUUCGCGCUGCUCGAGAAGCUGGAGAUCGUCAAGACGCGGCCUCUCGACUGCCGGGGUCCGGACUUCGCUGACGCAGACUUCUUGGUCAGCUCCGCCCUCGAGCUGUGCCCCAACCUCACGCAGCUCUUCGUGUGCGCGGAGAUCCUGUCGGCGGGGCUCCUGGAGGAGUCGGCCGGGCUCGUGCGGCUGCGGGCGCUGGGGAUCGAGUGCCCCAGCCUGGAGAGGCUGUCGUUCCUGCGGCGCUGCUCGGACGCGCUGGAGGAGCUGCGACUGGAAGGCUGCGCCGCCCUGCCGCUGGGGGAGGUCGCAGAGCUGCGGCGCCUGCGGAGGCUGCGCCGGCUGCAGCUGCACGGCUGCCGGCUGGCACAGGCCGACCUGGAGCUGGUGGUGGCCGCGCUGGAGAGCCUCGAGUCGCUGCACGUCGACCGGUUCCCCCUCGUCCGCGACCUGACCUUCCUCCAGCGCUGCGGCCGGCUGCGGGAGGUCGGCGUCAGGUUCCCGCCGCUGGAGCUGCCCGCCGGCGCCAACGCCAGAGUGCUCCGCGCCCCUCUCUACCACAUCACGGACGAGCUGUCCAGCGCCCUGCUGCGGCUCGAGGGCCUGGGCUACGACAGCCGCUGCCUGGACUACCUGCGCCCCCUGCUCCGGUGCCUCCAGCUGCGCCGCGUCUGCAUCUGCUUCCAGUGGAGGUCCAGUCGCGUGGCGGUGUCUAGCCAGUUGGUCAAAAUAAACUUGAGACGUCCCAAAUAAAGACGACGGGGAAGUAGAUACUAAAAAUCCGGCGCUUCCUGUUUCCGAGAAAUGGUGACAAGGCAGAUUGGAGGAACCUAAGUCAACAAUAUGUCUAAAUUCUUUGUACAAGACGUCAUGAGUGCUUGCAACACAACACGAUGGCACGGAAUGAAAAGAACUCUGCUCUGGGAAACAUCGGCAACAAAUGACAUGAACUUACAACUUACACCUUACUUGGGUGGCUAACGAAUUUGUUAUGAAAAAAUUACAUAGUGACUUGCUUUUGAGAAAUAAUCUAGUGGAGUUUAGAAAAUUAAACCAGCUUUCUAAAAAUUAUAAUAUGUAAGUCGAUUUGCGCAUUCACUAGCUUCCUGGAGCCAGAAAACUUUCCCAAUGCAAAUUAGGCAUAGUAUUAAAAUAAUUAUGGUCAUGUACAAAAACCAUAUUCAGGAAGUUAAAUAUAUAAUCGCACUUCCCAGUACUCUUUUAGAAACAACCUAAACAAUAUAUACUUCAAACAAAUGUGCAUGCAAAACAGGAACCAACGGAUCACUCGUCUGAUGAAUUGUGAAUCAAUCGCAAAUAACGGUAGAUAAUAAACACUGACAAACUGUUAAGCUCUCUGUUAAGGAAAAAUGUGAAGGAUAUGGUUACGCAAUUCAUACCUGUUGAAGAAUUUGAAGGCAAAAUUUCAGUAACAUUGCCUAAGUAGCAAAGUGAAAAUGAGUUUUACAUUUCAUGAAUGUGAGGUGCUUAGAGGCACUGUACAAAUGUUAUAUAACAAAAGCAUGAUGAUAAUAUUUUAGAAAUGUCGAAGUUUCCCAUUUUUUUCUUCCCUUCCUUUAGUAUCUAUGCCGUUACUUUCCCUGUUAACUGCUUUGUUUGCAGUUUACUAUUGUGUUGAAGGUAAAGUCACUCUUUCAAUACUGUACUAAGGUUUCACGCAUUAUACGUCUUGUUAUACAUCUAAUUUCGGAAGAAAGUAUACCUAAGAAACCGUGAAAAUAAUGCCGUGCUCAAUAUUUUAUCAGUUACACUUGUUACUUGUAGUGUAUUUUAGACAUUUUAAUUGUAUUGUUCAUUUGUACUCCACAACCUGUACUGAUCAAUAAUGAAUUAAAAUUUACUAAGUUAAAAUAUCAAUAAAAUUUCUUAGGUUUCC